UUUCAUAUAUCGCGUCGCGCGUCGACACUUAGUAAGUGGUAACUACAUACCAAUAUCCAUGAUAUCGUCUUGAAUACCUAAGUUUCUUGCACAUAUUCUCAUACUCGCAUCAGUCGCCGCAUCUUAUGAGUUAGCAUCUCAUUCUCUAAUCGACGACGACGUAUCAAAAUGACACAAUGUCUGGGUCAAAUCAGGACCGGACGAAACGAGUCGAUCUUAGUAUCAAUCGCUUGAUUUCGCAGCUGAUAUCUGAUGACCCUCGCUUGAGCGAUGAAGAUGCGCAGCAGAGACAUGACUUAUUCUUUGACGAGAUCAAGAAACAAUUAAACGAACCUAGACCGCCUCCUCUUGCCGACCAGAAUCAUGCUUCCGAACUUAUCAGACGAAGACUGGUUCAAACGAACCCGAACCAGGCUUUACGUUAUUCCAAUCUUUACUCGAGAUUGUUGGCGUUGCCUGUACUAAAUCAAAAAUGGGCUAUGUUGUAUUUGCUCUACCAAUUGGCCGAUUCGCCUGAUCCCAGUGAACCUGACCCUGUUGCCUUUGCCGAGUUUCAGCAGGAGCAAGCCAAGCGAAGAAAGCAGGAGGAAAGAGAAGAAUUCGCUGCUUCAAACGGUCCUUCCAACGAAGGUGCUAAGACACAUAAACGUGACCGAGACUCUGACAACUACAAUCCCACCGAACUUCGAGAUGUACUCAAAAAUCCAAAAGAUAUGAAGUCCGUCGACGGUGAUUCGCAACGGCCUACUACAAGUACUAGCGACUAUAAACGUAAUAGGACACCUAAAGAUUCUGCUCCAACUACACCUAAGAGGGAUGUUGCUAUUAAGUCAAAGCUACUCGCAGACAAUUACUCCGAUAUCGACCCCUCUGAACCUGCCCUACUUCGAGAUCUUCCAUAUACCCUUCAGGGGCUUUCCUCUACUACUCUCCCAUUUGGCAAGGGAAAAGAGCACUCCCUUAGACUACCUACCACUCUCCCUCCGCCUAUAAUAGGCAUUCUCCAUUCGCUAGCCGAGCCUUCCCUUCUCUACCGUACCCUUGAAGAUUUUGUCAAGACCCCCACGAAAGGGCUCGUUGAGCAAAGUCUCCGGGCAGCUAUCAGCAACGAAUUGCGCUCAUACUUAACACUCGUAGCAACACUAGAAGGUCAGAUUCGACGUGCACUGUCUACUAUAUCCGAAAAUGCCCCUAGAAACGGCAUCGGAAAAGCCGGUGUCACUCUAAAGCGUUGUGUUGUCUGGACGCGUGAAGCAACUAUGGGUCUGCGCCUUAUGGCCAUGAUCGCCGAAGACUCUAAGAGUAAAAAAGGCGGCCAGCUUAUCACCCUAAUCCAUGGCUUCGCUUCGACCAAUGGGGACCCCGUAGUCGCCGCAUUUGCUGAGCGCCUACUUACUCCUAUUACUCGUCCUUUCUACGACAUACUACGCCACUGGAUCUACGAUGGGGAACUCUCAGAUCCAUACCUUGAGUUCUUCGUACAGGAGCAGUCAGUAGCUGCCAUGCCCAAAGGUAAAUCAGGAUCUAUCAAUGUCUGGGAGGAUAAAUAUGUCUUAGCACCCGACAUGACGCCCUCCAUCAUCACUGAGGAGUUUUCUGAAAAGGUUUUUCUGAUUGGGAAAUCUCUCAACUUCAUCCGCCACAGCUGCGGUGACGCCCAAUGGGUCGAGUCAUACUCCAAGGAGUCCUCCAAGGAGCUCCGCUAUGGCGAUACUGCUACCUUAGAAACCUGGAUCGAUGAGGCCUAUAAGACGACCAUGCGCCGCCUGCUGCAUCUCAUGACCAACAAGUUUCACCUGUUCGAGCACCUACAGGCUCUGAAGAGCUACAUCUUGCUAGGGCAAGGCGACUUCAUCGCACUGCUUAUGGAAUCGCUGGCCGCUAACCUCGACCGCCCAGCCGGCGCCCAGUACCGACACACACUGACAGCGCAGCUCGAGCACGCCAUCCGCGGCUCCAAUGCGCAGUACGACUCUCCCGAGGUCCUACGUCGCCUCGACGCCCGCAUGUUGCAGCUAUCACACGGAGACAUUGGCUGGGAUUGCUUCACACUCGAAUACAAGAUCGACGCCCCUGUCGACGUCGUCAUAUCCGAGUGGGGUAACCGCCAGUAUCUCAAGGUCUUCAACUUCUUGUGGCGUAUCAAGCGCGUAGAGUUCGCCUUGUCAUCCACCUGGCGCAAGGUUACUACCGGCUCGCGCGGCGUCCUGCAGACGAACCACGACUCUGUAGCCCAAGCCUGGAAGACGACACGCGGGUUUUUGGCGGAGAUGGUGCAUUUUGUGGGCCAACUCCAGUACUAUAUAUUGUUCGAAGUCAUCGAGAGCUCUUGGACCGAGCUCCAGGAGAAGUUAAAAAAAGAGAAUGCGACGCUAGACGACGUAAUUCACGCUCACAGCAACUACCUCAACUCCAUCACGCACAAGGGCCUGCUCGGCGCUCGCCGCCGCCGCUUCGUAGCCAACGCUGCAGUCAAUACCAGCACCACCGGCGUCGACGAGGACGAUAACAGCUACAUGAUCCAGCUAGGUGAGCUACUACGCACCAUGCUCGCGUACCGCGACUGCGUCGAUGGCCUGUACUCGUGGUCCGUGUCAGACUUCACACAGCGCCAGGAGGCCGACCUACGACAUGAGCCCCUAGUCCCGCCCGAUGACGAAGAAAUCCCGGGAGGGCCUCACAGCGAAUUCCCGGCCUUGCAAGAACGCCUCAAACAUCUCGGGGACAGGUUCCGGUCGAAAUUGCAGAUCUUGCUCGGGGAUCUAGCCUACCAACCGGACGUCGACCUCAGGUUCCUAGGCGUCGCGAUGAACUUUAACGACGUUUACCAACCUGUGCGUCGUAAGCCUAAGGGCACGCCUGGACCGUCGACCGCGAUGAAAGGAGGAGGCGACGGGCUAUCGACUUUAGGCGGAAAGGGAGUGGCUAAGGGCUGAAAUGGGCUGAUGUUCUGAUAGAAUACGAAAAACCGAAAUAGUGAACACAUCGGUGAUGCUUUUUGACGAGUAUCUCCACGACAGUCUAUCCCGUGCUCGAAUCUACUCCGGGAUACCUAUACAAGCCAAACCAACCCAUACAUUCGCGCGGCCGGGGUCCGAAGUCUCAGCUUCGCCGCGCAAAAUAAAUAAACAAACAAACAAAUAGAACCUCGCGUUUGCCCUACGGCCGAGAAAUGAUGUAACGUAACGGAAGGGGCGAAGUCAGUUGGGUUGUCUACGAUAUCACGGUUCACAGAAUGGAGGGCGCUGUUGGGUUGUUGGCUGGGCUGUUUAGGUAUCUAUACUACAGUCUACGAUGUCUCGCGGGCUUUGCAUGAGGGUCUAAUUAGGUAUUGGCGAUCAAGCGAUCGUGAUCGAUCGAGGCUACGUCAGUGGCGCUACCCUGCCCCUCACGAUGCUAAAGGCAAGUGUCUAGUAUACAUGUAUCUCUAGCCUUACAAUCAAUGAAGAAGCCGCUCCUAUGAACGGGCUAACCUAGAAUACCAAUACCUUAAAC
This is a messenger RNA of Annulohypoxylon maeteangense, 3495 nucleotides long. RefSeq names its product Spc98 family-domain-containing protein. Bases 177 to 2936 code for a protein of 919 amino acids. The transcript is spliced from 2 exons. The record is from RefSeq and is a predicted model, not a curated record. Gene Ontology annotation, molecular function: microtubule minus-end binding; gamma-tubulin binding. Gene Ontology annotation, biological process: cytoplasmic microtubule organization; mitotic cell cycle; meiotic cell cycle. NCBI's taxonomy places the organism in Eukaryota, Fungi, Ascomycota, Sordariomycetes, Xylariales, Hypoxylaceae. Gene Ontology annotation, cellular component: gamma-tubulin small complex; spindle pole; equatorial microtubule organizing center.